AUGCAGUUUUUUCAAUUAUUUCGUUCAAUUUCAAAACAAAUAAAUUUAUCGCAAAAAUGUUUUUAUGCGACGAAUAAAAAAAUAAAAGUGAAAAAUCCAAUUGUGGAUUUGGAUGGCGAUGAAAUGACGCGAAUUAUAUGGAAGGAAAUUAAAAAUAAGGUUGAUUUAUUUCCGCAGAUAUUCGAGUUAAUUCUUCCAUACCUCGAAAUUGAUAUAAAAUAUUUCGAUCUUGGCUUGCCAUUUCGUGAUAAGACAAAUGAUAUGAUAACAGUUGAAGCAGCUGAAGCGAUUAAAAAAUAUAAUGUUGGAAUUAAAUGUGCUACUAUAACACCUGAUGAAGCAAGAGUGGAAGAAUUUAAACUAAAGAAAAUGUGGUUAAGUCCGAACGGCACAUUAAGAAAUAUUCUUGGUGGAACCGUUUUUCGUGAACCAAUAAUAUGUAAAAAUAUUCCACGACUUGUACCUGGUUGGAAACAAGCCAUUGUUAUUGGACGUCAUGCACAUGGUGAUCAGUAUAAGGCGACCGAUGUUGUCGUACCUCAAGGUAGUUCUCUAAAGAUUUAUCAGAAGAAUAAAGAUGGUAGCGAAACUUUUCAUGAUGUAUUUGAUUUUGAUAAGAGCGGUGGUAUCGUUAUGGGAAUGUAUAACACUGAUGAGAGUAUUGCUGCUUUUGCUCAUUCUUGCUUUCAAUAUGCUAUAAUGAAAAAAUGGCCGCUUUAUUUAAGCACCAAAAACACAAUCUUGAAGCGUUAUGACGGUCGAUUUAAGGAUAUUUUCCAGGAAAUCUAUGAAAAGAAUUAUGCAGGGAAAUUCAAGGAACUGGAUACAUGGUACGAGCAUCGUUUAAUCGACGAUAUGGUUGCACAGGUUCUCAAGAGUUCUGGAGGUUUUGUUUGGGCAUGUAAAAAUUACGAUGGUGAUGUUCAGUCUGAUAUUCUCGCUCAAGGAUUUGGAUCUCUCGGUUUAAUGACUUCCGUGUUAAUGUGUCCGGAUGGAAAAACAGUUGAGGCUGAAGCAGCCCAUGGAACUGUAACCAGGCAUUAUAGAGAGCAUCAAAAGGGUAAUCGUACUUCAACUAAUCCAGUUGCAUCGAUUUUUGCGUGGUCUCGUGGGUUAAAACAUCGUGGAGAACUUGACAACAAUAAAGAAUUGCAAACGUUUGCUCAUAAGGUCGAAGAAGCUUGUAUAACAACCAUAGAAGAGGGAAAAAUGACAAAAGAUUUGGCAAUUUGUAUUUAUGGUGCGAAGAAUGCGACACCGGACAAAUAUCUUUAUACAGAAGAUUUUCUAAAUGCUAUCGACAAUAAGCUUAAAACAUUUAUGAAAUAA
Dracunculus medinensis (Guinea worm) is the source of this 1329-nucleotide messenger RNA. The record is from the annotation of a GenBank genome assembly. NCBI's taxonomy places the organism in Eukaryota, Metazoa, Nematoda, Chromadorea, Rhabditida, Dracunculidae.